Phytophthora sojae is the source of this 510-nucleotide messenger RNA. RefSeq lists its product as hypothetical. NCBI's taxonomy places the organism in Eukaryota, Oomycota, Peronosporomycetes, Peronosporales, Peronosporaceae. The record is from RefSeq and is a predicted model, not a curated record. Gene Ontology annotation, molecular function: protein heterodimerization activity. Gene Ontology annotation, biological process: transcription by RNA polymerase II. Bases 1 to 510 code for a protein of 169 amino acids. The transcript is spliced from 3 exons.
AUGAGCAAGACCGCGGCCGACGCCAACGGCGCCAAGAAGAAGGCGGCGCCCAAGUCGCGCAAGCGCAAGACCAGCGACGUGGGCGCCACCUCCAGAGCCGGCGGAUCGCCGGCCAAGCGGCUGGCGGGCGACGCCGCGGCGGCAAUUGCGGCGAACGGCUCUGGCGCCGAUGCCCACGCGGCCCAAGCGGCGCAGCUCAAGCCGUUCGUGCGUGGGGAGCUGGUCGAGAGCAUCAAGCACAUGCUGUUCGGCUUUGGCGACGAAGCCGAGCCGCUGGACGAAACGGCCGAGCUCAUGGAGGACCUGGUGGUGGAGUACGUGCACGCCAUGACCAAGAAGGCGAUGGAGCUGGCGACGAUCAAGGGCAAGCUGGACACCGAGUGCUUCAUCUUCCUCAUCCGCAAAGACCCGGAGCGCUACGACCGCAUCGCGGAGCUGCUGCGCGCGAACGACGAGUUCCGCGCCGCGCUCAACAGCGGCUUCGACCCGAGCGACGAGAAAAUGUACUGA